Molecule: messenger RNA, 1662 nt
Organism: Limulus polyphemus (Atlantic horseshoe crab)
Lineage: Eukaryota; Metazoa; Arthropoda; Merostomata; Xiphosura; Limulidae
Product: solute carrier family 2, facilitated glucose transporter member 1-like
Exons: 11
Coding region: 76-1521 (481 amino acids)
Biological process (GO): monosaccharide transmembrane transport
Cellular component (GO): membrane
Molecular function (GO): hexose transmembrane transporter activity
Source: RefSeq, a predicted model, not a curated record
UAAAAAGUCGAACACAUGAGCAAGUUGCUUGGCCACUUUGGGUAGAACCUAAUACCCUUUAUAACAAGGAGAAUCAUGUGUGCCAACAGCUAUGCUUCUUUUCGUCGGGGUCUGACAGGCCACCUGUCGUUCGCUAUUGCUGCAGCAGCCUUAGGAUCAGCUUUUCAACAUGGCUACAACACUGGUGUUGUCAAUGCUCCUCGAGAUGUUAUCAUGAAGUUCAUAAAUGCGACGUAUACUGAACGUUUUAAUGAAGAACCUGGAGAGCAAACAGUCACAAUUAUAUUUUCCAUUAUGGUGUCUAUUUUCUGCAUAGGCGGGAUGGUGGGUGCUUUGGGUACUGCAUAUGUUGCUGAAACAUUUGGACGAAAAGGAUCGUUGCUGUUGAAUAAUAUUCUCGUUUUCAUUGCCGCAGGUCUCAUGGUGUUUUCAAAAAUGGCUAAAUCAUAUGAAAUGCUUAUAAUAGGUCGUUUCUUCAUCGGUCUAAACUCAGGUCUAAACGCUGGAUUAGUACCCAUGUAUCUAAUCGAAGUCUCCCCUACUUAUCUGCGAGGGGCUGUGGGAACAAUCUACCAGUUAGUGAUUACAAUUACUAUCUUAAUAUCCCAAAUUGUGGGCCUCCCACAAGUUUUAGGAACGGAAGAACACUGGCCAUAUGUUUUUGGUAUGACACUGAUUCCAGCAAUUUUUAUGUUGGCUACAAUGCCACUAUGCCCAGAAUCUCCUAGGUACAUUUUAAUCUUUCAAGGUAAAGAACUGGCUGCUCAAAAAGCUUUGACUUGGUUCAGGGGAACGAUUGAAGUCCAUGAUGAAAUGGAUGAGAUGCGUUCAGAGUAUGAAGCUACAAAACUUGUACCAAAGGUGACUCUUCAUGAAAUGUGGACUAACCCUGUUUUACGCACUCCUCUGAUCAUCUCAGUAGUAGUUAUGUUAUCUCAGCAGCUUUCUGGUAUUAAUGCUGCAAUCUUCUUCUCCACUAAAAUCUUUGAAAGUGCUGGACUAAACAAAGAAACUGCUUUGUAUGCUACCCUAGGUAUGGGCAGCAUCAACAUCUUGAUGACAAUUGUUUCUUUAGUCUUAGUAGAAAAAGCAGGACGUCGAACCCUACAUUUAGUUGGCCUUGGUGGCAUGGGAAUUAUCACUGUCUUACUUACCCUUUGUAUGGCUUUGAAGACAUUGGUACCAUGGCUGUCAUAUCUGAGUAUUAUCUGGGUGAUUGGAUUUGUUGUAAUGUUUGCUACUGGUCCAGGUUCGAUUCCUUGGUUCCUGGUGACUGAGCUUUUUGGUCAAGGAGCACGUGCUAUAGCCACUAGUAUUGCAGUAGCAGUGAAUUGGAGUGCCAACUUUGUAGUGGGAUUAAGUUUCUUGCCUCUAACAACUGUCAUGGGAGACUACACGUUUCUUAUCUUUACAGUUUUUCUGGCUAUUUUCUGGAUUUUUACUUACAAAAGGGUUCCUGAAACUAAAAACAAAACCAUUGAGGAAAUUACUUCCAUUUUUCGACAGCAAAUCUAUCAAUAAGGUAACUGCUGCAACUGUACUGGUUGGAGUAAGUUAAAGAUCCUGAAAGAUGAAAUUUGGCACAUCUAGGAAUAUUUCCAGUCAUUUCUCUUGAAUUGUAAAGUAAAUCUGAGGAAUACAAUCAAAUUUUUAUGCCACUAA